Messenger RNA from Bemisia tabaci, 1134 nucleotides. RefSeq lists its product as uncharacterized. The record is from RefSeq and is a predicted model, not a curated record. Lineage: Eukaryota; Metazoa; Arthropoda; Insecta; Hemiptera; Aleyrodidae.
GGAUGGGAGGGGGGUCACAACGACCUCUGCCAUAUUUUCAACCGCAAUCCUCCAGCGAGGAAAGGUACUUUCGUUUCAUUUUGUGUAUUUGUUAUUUUAUUUUCCGGAGGACCCUUGCAAGAUUUUUCACGGCGACAAACUUUUGAGAAGCAAUUUUUGUCGAGAUAGGACUUUGAGAUUUCGACGAAAGACCCUCGUCAGUGUCCUGGAGAGCAACAGAGCGUCUCACCUCAACUUUUUUACUCUCACUGUUAACUAUCCAUCAUCAUGGUCGAUAUCUUUGGAGAGAUUGAAACGCGACUCCCACGUUUCGAAUUUUGCUGCGUUCCGCUAAGAUUGUGUGCCAUUCUGGUUGCGAUCUAUCAUACGGUGUCGGUCAGCUACAUGGUAUUUUAUCGGAUCCCAGCUGACGGAUUGGUCCAAUGGAUUGCAUCCCACAUUCGGGCAGGUGGAGAAACGGCAGUCAUGGCCAUAAUGUUGUGUUUAUUUGAACUGCCGAUCAUUUUUGCUAUCCUCAGCUCGAUCGCGAUACUCAUAUAUGGACUUCUCAAGGAGAGCUUAACAUACUUACGAGCUUUUCUGAUGGUAAUGAUUUUCGUUGUCGUCGCUGAAACCAUCGAAGUAUUCAUGCUUUACUUUUUCGCCUCUGCAAUCGUAACGAUAAAAUCUUUCUCCGCACCAACACUCUGGAUAGGUUUGGACUUUUUAUCCAUAGUCGUAGUCCAUAGUUACCGAGUGAGUAUGACCAGAAAACUCUCGUCCCAGGAGGCAUUGCAGCACAGCCAAUCGGACUGACUAUGCUUGCUUACUUUCGAAUGAAAUCGAUCUGGAACCUAAUCUGACCACCCCGAAUCAUAUUUCUAUGAACGUUUGUCAAAAUAUGGGAUCCGACUCCAUUGGCCACUUCGUUGUCUCCCAUAGGCGAAGGAUUGUAACUCUGGCCAGAUUGCAAACUUGACGAAUCGAACGAUGCAACUAUGUAAAAUUAAGACAAUCCAUGGUGUUCAAAUGAUCAUCGGGGGUAAGACUAAAUCUUACAUGAUCAUCAUCACAACAGGGCCGGAUUUACCUACUUGCCGCCCAUGGGCCGCCUGUAUUUUGCCGCUCCCUUCUCAUUCGUAUUGAAACAUCAAU